Molecule: messenger RNA, 1781 nt
Organism: Bombus huntii
Lineage: Eukaryota; Metazoa; Arthropoda; Insecta; Hymenoptera; Apidae
Gene: geko
Exons: 4
Coding region: 690-1211 (173 amino acids)
Source: RefSeq, a predicted model, not a curated record
UCGAAUCAUUCACAGUCAUUCCGCGACGUCGGUAGACCGCGGCAGCGUCGCUGAAUUCCUCCAAUCGGAACGCAUUCGUCAUCGAAUACACACAUAACUUUUUGUACUUGACCUAUCAAAUUCUAUUAUUUAAUCAAAACACUAUAAUUUCCCGUAAGUUUGUGCCCGUGUCGAGUAUAGCAUUAGAGUUUAGAAAGCUUUGUUACCGCUCGUGUUCGUGCCAGUGAUUUCACUUUUAACGGAGCAGUGUUAGAGUGCAUUCCGCGGACUACAAACCAGUUUUGCAGCGAUUCAAUUUUAAACAAAGAAAAAAAAAAAAGAAUUCGGAAGAAUCCGAUUCGGAGGGAUAUUGGAAAAAUUUGACUUGUGUGGUUCAGUUUUAAGCAUAGUGUUCCAUCGUUCGGGAUUGCGUUGGCAUUGCGACACACCGGAUCGAAGAAAGUGGAAGUGAACAGAGAGCGAAAGUUCUGCUAUAACAUCUUCCACGUUGAAAGUUGACGAUCCGUGACCACAGGCUUAGCACAUCGUCCAUGCUUCUCACGAGUGUAGCAGAGCGAAGACUAAAGUUCAAACAGCAAAUCCAGUGGCGCGGCGUGUUCUUCCGAUCCGGUCCUUGAAUCGGUAGAGGCCGCAGUGAAUCGAGGAUCGUCGAUCGGUGCGGACGUGACGUUACAAGGACGCCAGUCGGCAUGGCUAUGGACACCAGCACUGUGCGUCUCGUGAUAUUCCUCGGGAUGUUCCUCAUGUUCGCCGGUGACUACAGCUACGUGAUCUUCACGAUUUUCGGUCGAUCGUCUCGGCAAAAUAUCACUGAACCGGUUAAAAGUCUGGAGGAUCCUGCAAGCAAGGUUCCUGCAGACAAGGUAGCCUUGACGACGGUGAAGAAGGAUAACGAGAAAGAAAACGCGAUCUCGCGACGCGCGAAGAUGAUGACGACGAUCAAGACGGCUUGCUUGCCCAAGCUUAUAUGCGAACUGACCUCGUCCGUCCAUCAGGAUCAGCUGAGUGAGAUGGAACGGUCACUGCUAAACUUAAUCAGGGACACGAGCUUGAACACGAUGGCGGAAGUGCCCUCGAGGUACCACUUCGCGGCGCAUAUGGGUCAACUGAUAUCCGGCGUGGAAGGUCAAGGAUGUCAUAAUUUCUACCCUACCUGCCCCCUGCCUGGCUCCAGCGUUCUCAACAUGAUGAAGAAGAUUCGACUGCGUUGACGCUAUGAAAUCACGUGGACAAGCAAUGAAAAAAUAUGACAACGCAAUUUGCGAUAUCGCAGAUGAUGUUUCUCGUAACGUCGUUACGAACAGAAUUUCGAUUUUUUUUAAAUUGUGGAUAAUUUCUGUUUCACUCCAAAUGAUGUUUCUUACGAGUAAGAUAUUAUCGUAAAAAGACAGAAAGAAGGAAAACCUUUUUGGUGUACUUCUUAAUACAAGUUAAAAUUAGAUAGUAAUUACGAAGAUAGUUAAGAAACUUACGUCUAGAUUAAGUGUACUUAAGGAAUAAUUUCUAUUAUGAUCAUACUCGACUCUAAUGAGUAGUCAUUAGAUUAGAAAAAUAAAGUUUAAUCGAUGUAAGAUUACUAUAAACUACGUUUAAGUGUAUCGAAUAGUAUUUCAUCCCAGAAAUCUCGUAUAUGUACGAGAGAAAAAUGCGCGAUAAUUAUUUAUUUUUCGUCGUCGAGCGAUCUUUGAUUGCACGUCUCUACGUAAAAUGUAUUACGAAACCACUUGUUUUAUAGUAUAGAAAAUAAAAAACUCUUUUGAACGUACGAAAAUCAUUCGCAA